AUGAAAAUAAAAUUAAUUUUAUUUUUAAUUCCAAAAAUUCUAAUUAUUUAUUUAUUAAUUAUUAAAAUUAAUUGUCAACAUUUUGAAAAAAGUAGAAGUGUUUGGGUUGAGCAAGGAUUAGUUAAAGGAAAAAUAUUUAAAAUUGAUGGGCAACAAAUGCAGAUAUUUAGAGGGAUUCCCUAUGCAGAACCCCCGAUUGGUGAAUUAAGAUUCAAAAAACCACUGAAAAAAGAAAAAUGGGAAAGAGAAUUUGCCGCUAUUGACUAUGGACCUCCUUGUCUUCAAUUUAUGGACUUUCACAGAAAUGACCGUUAUUCUGGCAAAAAUAUGCAAUUGGAAAGUGAAGAUUGUUUAACUUUGAAUAUAUUUGCACCUUACGACUCUGAAGAUGAAGGCGGCUUACAUCCAAUCCUCGUGUGGAUUUAUGGAGGUUCUUUUCUAGCCGGUUCUGCAGACACCGGCAUAGAUAUGGAAGUACUUGCUAGGAAUAUUGUUUUUCGCAACAUUACAUUCAUUAGUGUAAAUUACCGACUUGGACCUCUCGGAUUUAUGUCUUUAAGUCACGGAGCAGCAGAAGGUGGAAAGACAAUAGAAGGGAAUUUCGGGCUUUGGGAUAUUGCUCUAGCCUUGGAAUGGGUUCAACGAAACAUAAAGCAAUUUAAUGGCGACCCGAACAAAGUUAUUAUCGGCACUUGUGAAGAAUUGAGUGCCAAGUAUUCUUCAUUAGUUACUCUUAUGGGAGAGAGUGCUGGUUCUGCAGCAGUUUCAGCAUUAGCUGUUAGUCCUUUAACAAAAGAAUUAUUACACGGAGCAAUUACAAUGUCAGGAUCAGCAAAUGCUGGCUGGGCAAUACAUCGCCUACAAGGGAGUAGUCCACAGUGGGAUAUGGUUAAUAUUGCUGAUUAUAUUCGAUGCAAUAAACUAAUCGCUGACCAAGAUUUAGAUGACGUCCUAGCCCUCCUCCCACAAUCGGAACGUUCUCGAGUACAGGCCGCCGACUUUCACGCUUUCAGAAGUUCCCAACGUGCCUGUAAUCUUCAAGAGCACAUUCCAGAUUGUUUAAAUCAUGGAGGGCCAAUGAGUGCACCUGAAUUGCUGUCUUGUUUUCGAAACGAGCUUAAUUUUAGUGAAAAUCCCUUAUUUUGGAGAGCAUUGGCUGCUGAGCUUGGAGUUUCAAAAAUGGUUGUGGAUGGGGAGUUAAUAGUUGAAUCAGGAAUUGAAAUGAUCAGACAAGGGGCUCGAGUGCCUAUGAUGACUGGGGUCGCAAGAAAAGAGUGGGCACAUAAAAAACCAUCCUUCUAUCAAUUUUAUCGUUAUUCAAAUCUUAGCCGUUCCCAAGUAGAGGAGAGUGUGCGCAAAAUAGUAGAGAAUGCUUUUGCUGAAACUCUUUCCCACAGAAUUUCAAAUUCAACAAUAGACUUAAUUUCUAACGCUACAUUUUUACGUUAUAUACAGGCAAAAACAAAAAUUUUUAAUUUAAAAAUAUUUUUUAAAUAUUUUUAGGAU
Messenger RNA from Meloidogyne enterolobii, 1506 nucleotides. NCBI's taxonomy places the organism in Eukaryota, Metazoa, Nematoda, Chromadorea, Rhabditida, Meloidogynidae. The record is from the annotation of a GenBank genome assembly.